Molecule: messenger RNA, 1827 nt
Organism: Entamoeba histolytica HM-1:IMSS
Lineage: Eukaryota; Evosea; Mastigamoebida; Endamoebidae
Product: caldesmon, putative
Exons: 1
Coding region: 1-1827 (608 amino acids)
Cellular component (GO): eukaryotic translation initiation factor 4F complex
Molecular function (GO): translation initiation factor activity; protein binding; mRNA binding
Source: RefSeq, a predicted model, not a curated record
AUGUCAACAACACAACACAACUACAAUCUUUCAGCAAGAAGUUUUACUCGUUCAAAAAAUCAGUCAGGAAAACCCAACUCAAGUAAUCUUAAAAUGGAUGCUAAACCAUUUUGUAAAUCAAAACAAAAACAAAAAAAAGCACAACAAGUCGAAGAAUUUGAUGAAGAACCACAACCCAUUUCUCCAAAACAAGAGGUUGAUGAAUUAAUUCCAGAAGAGAAGAAAGAAAUUAUUAUAAGUGAACAAAAACCAACAGAAGAAGAAAAAACAAAGAAAAAACAAUCUAAGAAAGAACAAAAAAGGGAAAUGAUGAAAAAAAAAGUUCAAGAGACUCAAGAAGAGGAUGAAGAAAUUGCAGUAGAAACACCAAAAGAGGAUGAGUGGAUUGACGCAGUAAAAAAAGACAAAAAAGGAGAAUCAAAAAAACAACGUAAAAAGAAAGAAGAAGAAGAAAAGAAAAAGAGAAAAGAAGAGGAAGAAAGAAAGAGAAAAGAAGAAGAGGAGAGAAUUAAAAAAGAAGAAGAAGAGAAAGCAAGAAAAGAAGAAGAGGAGAGAAUUAAAAGAGAAGAAGAAGAAAGAAAGAGACAAGAAGAGGAGGAGAGAAUUAAAAGAGAAGAAGAAGAAAAAGCAAGAAAAGAAGAAGAAGAAGAAAAAGCAAGAAAAGAAGAAGAGGAAAGAAAGAGAAAAGAAGAAGAAAUCAAAAAUAUAUUUACAAGGACAUUAAAAGAAUCAAAGAAUGAAGGAGGGAAAAGAUAUAAUUUAAGUGAAAUGGAAAGUUAUAGAAAGUGUGCAGUCAAAUUACCAGAAGAUGUUAGAAAUCGAUUUAAUCUUAUUUAUCAUGAAACAGUUGAAAGAAUAGAAUUUUCAAAAAGUAGAAAUGAACCUAAACCAAUUACAUUAUUUUCGAGUAUGUUAGAUGAGAGUCAAAAGAAAUUGUCAAAGAUGUUAGUAAUAUUAAAUCAAUUAUCACAAGAAACGAAUUUAGAAGAAGCAGCAAAAUCAUUAAUAUAUUAUUUAAGAAGUGAAGAAGACAUUAAAAUAUUUAUUACACAAUUUGUUAAACGAUGUGUUAAUGAAAACAAAUUUUGUAAAUUAUAUGUACGAUUUAUUCAAACACUUCGACAACAAGUAGGACUAACACAAAAUGUGGCACAAGGAGCAACAAUAUUAAGUAGUGCAUUAUUAGAGAAAGCAUAUGACUAUUUCCAUAAAUUACCUGAGCCAAAAGUAAUUCGGGAAGGAAUGAGUCAACAAGAAAUAGAAGAAUUAAAAGAAGAAGAAUCUAUUGAACAAGUUGAAUAUCGAGGAACAGUUAAUUUAAUAGCAAAUUUAUUUGAAUUAGGAUUAGUUAAUGAACGUCUACCAUUAACAUGUUUACAAGAAUUAUCAAAAGAUGUGAAUGAUAUGAAAAUUGAUGCAUAUAUUACAUUAUGUUCUAAAGUCGGAGAAAAGAUGAUGAAUAGCGAUAAUACAAGUCCAAUAUAUGGAGAAAUUAUUGAAGUCUUUAACAAAGCAAAAGAAUUAGAAAAGAAUAAAAAACUAAGUAAACGAAUUAGGCUAUUAUUAAUGAAUAUUAUUCAAAUGAUGGAAUCUGGUUGGACAAUCUCUCCAUUUGGAUCAAUGCCUCCAACUCCUUUACCACAAACGCCUUCAUUACAAACACCAGGAUUAGUAGCAUCUACUACACCUGUUGUUUCUUCACAUACUCCUGUUGCAUCUACAUAUACACCAACAAAUUCUAAACAAUCUUCAAGUAAAUAUAGACCAAACAGGUCAACAGAAAAAAUAUCACGACCAAAAGCAACAAAAAUUUUUUCAAUGAAAUAG